This is a messenger RNA of Mizuhopecten yessoensis (Yesso scallop), 2931 nucleotides long. RefSeq lists its product as uncharacterized. The transcript is spliced from 5 exons. Gene Ontology annotation, biological process: attachment of mitotic spindle microtubules to kinetochore; kinetochore assembly; spindle attachment to meiosis I kinetochore. Gene Ontology annotation, cellular component: kinetochore. The record is from RefSeq and is a predicted model, not a curated record. Gene Ontology annotation, molecular function: centromeric DNA binding. Bases 182 to 1282 code for a protein of 366 amino acids. Lineage: Eukaryota; Metazoa; Mollusca; Bivalvia; Pectinida; Pectinidae.
UAGAGACCUUAAUUCCAUUGUGGUAUAUGUGACUUGAGCUAAGAAUUACUCCACCAAACGUCGACGUCAGAACACAACAUUAUGUUUGUGAAUAAAUAGAUAAGAUUUGUCGUGAAGAUGAAAAAAUGAGCCUCGAUUAUUAGUGACACGUUAUUAUCGGGUGCGAAAAUAUUUCACGACAAUGAAAGACGCAGUGGACGAGAAAAAGAAACGGACACCAAAACGGAAAGAAAAACGAAGACGACCUAGUGCUGCCAUAAGUAUUGCAGCAUCGGAUCAGAACUAUGACUCCCCAUACCAAGAUUCAUCGUACAAAGUCCCGAACACGGAGCGCACCAAGCGUAGCAAUAGCAAGCUCAACCUACAGUCGCCGUCUAUCAUUAAAGAAAAUGGUGUUUUUGUGGACACUCUCUUCCCUUCAGAGCAUCUAGUGGCCAUGAGUAUUGUUGAGAAUGAACACAAUGAAGCGGACCAGCUAGAUUCUAUAGCCGAGGAUCCUCCGUUAGAUUUAGCCACACCGAACGAAAUACCCCGUUCCUACGACCCGUCAGACAGAAACCAGAUACUCGUCAAGGAUCCAGAUACUAAGGAACUCGUCACCACAAAGUGCAUUGCGGGACGAGAGGACUCUGUAUUUGUCGGUCCCGCGGGAGCUGAGCCCAAACCAACAGAUCCCUAUGUCCUCUCCCGAUGCCUAAUCCAGAAGCGGUUCGGGGCUGGCGUUCUGCUCCUCCGACCCAUGGAAAUGAAACCCACACAACUCGUCACAAGGGGAGACUUGAUCUUCCAGCUUUGGUAUGGCCGGGUGUCGUUGACCAUUCACGAAACAACCUCCGUCAUAGUAUCCGGAGAUUUCUUUUUCGUCCCCAGAGGUAAUACAUACAGCGUCAAGAAUCUUAGAAACGAAGAAGCUAAGUUUAGCUACACAGUGGUCAAAGAGGUGCCUCCCGAAAAGGAGGCGGCGGACAAGGAGAUCAUGGAACGAAAAGACAGGGAAAGCAAACUAGGUCAACUGAGUGCUAGAGAAGGCACCUUCGUCACCGAAAUAGCCAAGCCUCAGGACGAAUCUCUACAACGGCCGAACAUUGAAGAUACGCCUAAGGAUAACGUUAUUGAAAAUACACCACGCCCAAAGAGUAUCGUUCCAGAUAAAGACAACGAACAUGAGCAUACAACCAAUAAGGGUGACGAUGACGACUCGGCAGAGAAAACAAAAGAAGAGCCAAUUCUAACUCCUCAACUUUCAAUUGAACCAACAGAAUGGAAACCUGUGGUGGUGUAGUACGAACUUAGGUUGAUGGAUUGUCGAAGGAACAUUGAGCUAAACAUGUUGUUGGCUUUUCAUGACUUUUACUGUGUUAGUACAUUGCUUGAUUUCGACGCCGCAAGUAGUCUAUAUUUAUUGAAAUAUUUGUUAAUAAAAAACACAAGGGACUAACGUCGUAUCGUAAAGGGGUUGGACAUUCAAAUACAUGCUAUAAUUUAACAACAACAUAAAUCUAUUAUGUAUGAUAUUAUUCCUCCAAACGGCGCAAAUGAUUUCGACUUGGCUUAUAUUAACAAACAUCAACAUGUUCAGGCCUAGAACUGAUAAAAUUGUGGUUUCUGAUUUACACACUGUAAUUUGUUACAGUCAACGUUAAUAUCAAUUUGUGUGUUCUCCUCUUGUUUUGUUUCAUGACAGGUAGCUGAAAGUAUUACAUAGCAAACGAAAAACUAGCUCAAUUCAUAGCAUUGCUGAGUGUGUAACUAAAUUUGUUACGUUGCAUACAGGCUAGUUUCAUUUGCUUCAUGUUAGACAAACAAACUAAAUUCAUAAUAUUACAGAAAGGGCAAUUUAUUUUGUUUCAUAAAAGGUAAAAUAGAAGAAUAUUUCCUACCUUAUACGUGUUUACGUAUUACAUGAUAACUACAUGAACCAACUUCACCAUAAUCUAUUUCUUAUAAUUUGUUUGUAAAUAAAUGCAUUUGAAAUCACUUAUCAGUUGAUUUUGAAAACAAUGGCGGGUGAAAUAUACUUAUUUAUCGACAUAUUUUACAUACCCUACAAUGUGAGUAAACAUUUUCUGCAAAAGUGAUUAAAUACAUCCUCAUAAUGGAUUUAAUCUCUACAACAGUGCAGAUUAUACCCUCUACGAUCCUGAAUAUUAUAUCCUCAAAAUAAUUAAUAUUAUAUUCUUUUUAAAAGUGUGCAAAAUAUUCUCUACAAAAAUAAAUAUUAUGUCCUCCACAAUAAUGAAUAUUGUUAUAAUAUUCUUUAUAGUAGUGAACACAAUAUUCUCAACAAUAUAUACUUUCUACACAAAUAAUGUAGGUAUUAAACGUUUCGCAACGUUUUAAGACCGACUGGUCCUUUGUCAAGCUAGGACGGAUAGCUUAUUGAAAAUAUUAAACAUUUCAUCUUCAACAACAAAAAAAGAUUAUCAUAAUUAUAUAUUCUGUUAUGCUGAACAUACAUUGUAAUAGCUCCAACAUUUUUUACAUUAUAUCCUGCACAUCAAUGAAUGCUAUAACUACAUUCUUCAUUAUAGUGAACAUAAUAUUCUGAACAGUUUUGAUAUUAUAUCAUUAACAAUAAUGAAUGUCAUACUUAUUUUCUCUAUAAUAUUUAAACAUUAUGUUCUCCGCAAUAAUAGAAAUAAUUCUCUAUAAUAGUAAACAAUAUAUCUCAAUCGAUAUGAUAUCUUACGAAAUAAGAAUGUAUCUCGUGCACAGAGGUGACUGCACCUUUAAAGAUUAAACACCCUCUUUAACAGUGAAUACCAUAUUCUCUACGACUUACAUUUUGUGUACAAGGUAACUCAGAACUUGGAAAUAGUGAAUCAUUUCCAAUUUUGUCGUAUUGUAGAAAUAAUUCAAAUUAUUAUCAAGUUUUAAAUCUUAUGUGAAGUUUAAAAGAUAGCUCCUGUAUAAUUGAUUUGAAAUCCAUUU